UCGCUUUUACGCACAGACCGGACAGUCCGCUUUCCACGCACGGAUAACAGGAGCGGGAGCGUUACUGUGGAUAGAGAGAGAGAGAGAGAGAGAGAGAGAGAGAGAGGAGGAACAUUAGGAAGAAGGAGAAAGUGAGAGGACAACAGGCAGAAACAGACGCGAGGAAGUGUUUUCCCAACUGGAAAGAGCCAGAAAAAGAAGAAAAGUGAGUGUGUGUGAAAGGGAGAGACAGAAGGAGAGAGAGUGAGAGAGUGAGUGUGCGUGCGCCUUCGCCUCUCUCCACUUCUUCACCUCCUCCUCCUCCUCCUCUUCCUCCAUGUCGCUCCCCGGCUCCCCUCCGCUCCUCUCGCCGGGCUCGGGCGCCCCAACUUCGGCCGCGCUCUACCGCUCGGCCCCGGACGCGCUCCACACCUCCGUCGCCUCCACCGGCACCUCCAGCCCGGCGCACACCAACUCCCACUCUCACCCCCACUCGCUGUCCCCGCGGCUCACCAGCAGCAUGCUCAGCGCUUUCCUGCCCGGUUUGGGCAACGGCGGCUCCGCCCCGCUGGUGUCCGGCGGCGGCGGCGCUCUGGGACCUCUCGGCGGGCUCGGCUCGCUGAGCACCGCCGGCCUGACCCCCGGUUCCCCCGGCUUAGCGCAGACCUCCUCCAGCCCGGGUCUUUGCAGCGAGUGCAAGCUGGUGGAGGUGCACGGCGUGAAGGUGGCCAGCUUCAGCGUGGACGGCCAGGAGCUCAUCUGCCUGCCGCAGGUGUUCGACCUCUUCCUGAAGCACCUGGUGGGCGGGCUGCACACCGUCUACACCAAGCUGAAGAGGCUGGACAUCUCGCCGGUGGUGUGCACCGUGGAGCAGGUGCGCGUCCUGCGGGGGCUCGGCGCCAUCCAGCCCGGCGUGAACCGCUGCAAGCUCAUCUCCAGGAAGGACUUCGAGACGCUGUACCAGGACUGCACCAGCGCCAGCUCUCGUCCGGGCCGUCCUCCGAAGCGUUGUUCUGGUGCAGGGAUCCAGGAAAGCCCCAGGCUGCUGCACCCGGGCCUCCCCGGCCUGCUGUCCCCCAACCUGCUGUCUCACACCGGUCUGACAGCAGCAGCCAUGGCCGAGCUCCAGAAGCUGCAGAAGAUGAAGAUGAUGAUGAGUCUCCAGAACGGCAACGAGUCGGACAACGACGACUUACACUCCCACACAGGAGGGAGUGAGUGUUCUUGGGAUAAGGAGCGUCUGACCAGCCCUCCUGCUGGAUCCCACGGCGUAGGACCAGGAGGAGGAGGACCAGUAGGAGGAGCUGGAGGAGGAGGUGGUGCAGCAGGGGGUGGGAGGGGGCCAACCAUCGGCGCUGUCAAUCAACAGCAACUCCAGCAGCAACAACAGCUACUGGCUAACAGGUUGGACCUGCCCUUCAUGAUGAUGCCCCACCCUCUGCUGCCCAUGGGGCUGCCGCCUGCCUCUGUAGCCAUGGCGAUGUCACAGAUGAACCACCUCAACACCAUCGCCAACAUGGCCGCAGCAGCCCAGCAGAUACACACUCACGUACACCGCGCGCCUGUUAUCAAGGAAAGAGUGUGCGACAGUCCCUCUCUCUCUCCAUCUGUUGACGAGGCCAACACUCCUCUGCAGUCGCAGCCCAGCAGCUCGGCCUCCAGCUCGCCUGAAAGACUGGGAUUGGUGUCAGCUGAUGCAGAUGUUGCACUGCCCAACCCUGCUGCACCCAUCAAGAAAAUAACAAAGGACAAAGAAGAGUCUUCGCUGGGACAAGCCCUGCCCCCUGGCUUUCCUGCUCCGUUUCUAUUCGCCGACGGCCUGUCGUCAGUGGAGACCCUGCUCACCAACAUACAGGGCCUGUUGAAGGUGGCGGUGGAGAACGCCCGGGUGCAGGACAAACAGAUCCAGGCGGAGAAAAGAGAGCUGAAGAUGGAGCUCUACCGAGAAAGAGAGAUGAGAGAGAGUCUGGAACGACAGCUCACCUCUGAACUACAGAGCAGAGCCUCCAUCCAGAAGCGUCUGAAGAAGGAGAAGAAGGCCAAGAGGAAGCUGCAGGAGGCGCUGGAGUUUGAGUCGAAGAGGAGGGAGAGAGUGGAGGACGCUCUGAAACACUCGUCCUCGUCUUCCCCCUCUCCUGAGCCGCUGCACGCCGCCAACAACAACACCAAGAACGACGCUGCUGUAGCCGAGGAUAAACCUGAACUUAAUGGAAACCAGCAAGACAACGGCGCUGUACAAGAAUCCCGGGCGUUUCUGAAGAACCCCAUGAUGUUCUAAGAAGGAAGGACUCCGCCUCCAGAACCCCCCCCCUCUCCCUUCCCACCUUUCCUCCUCUGGAACUCCACCAGCCCGUUUCCACAGCAACCACGGCUUGGAUCACCACGGCAACAACCUCCCCAGGCGGGAUUCUAUCUUUGCUACACGCAAACUUUUUUUGACGUUAAAACAAUGAGACUACUACGACACACACACACACACACACACACACACACACACACACACACACACACACCCCCCCAUGAUUUGGACUCACUGGGGUCGUCUCUUUAUUCUCUUUCUUCUUUUUAGACAAACUUUCACUCCAUUCAUUCCUCUUUUUCUCUCCCUGCACCGGGACGUCUCCCAUCCCUCGUUUGUUUUCGAAAAAACUGAUUAAAAAAGUAAAAAAUCAUUCCCCGAGGAAAGAAAAAGGAAAAAGUCACCACGAAGCAAACCGGACUGACAUCAACGCGCUCGCAUCUCGAAACGACUUGGUUGGACAUCAUGUGGGUUCAAUUUGGGACAUUUAAAAGACUUGAAGACUUUAUAAAAAUGGUCCCAAUGUGACCCACAGGACAAGAAUGGUUUGAUGAACAGACUCAACGUUGUUAUUAACGUUCCCUAAAAAAAAAAUAAUAAUAAUAAUAAUAAUAACAGAAAAAAGUUUCGAACCCCCUCUGGGUUUGAUCGAACCUCGGUCAACCUCAUUGGCUGGCUGUCAACCCCCUCUGAUUGGACGGUAAUCAGCUGAUCGGAGGAGCUCAGGACUGGAGGAAGAGGGGUUAUAAUAAAAGAAUAAAAAAGAAGAAGUGGAGUAAAAAAUAUUGGGAAGGAGAAACAACUCGGGGGGGGCUAUUUCGGUCUCUCGUGUUUCAUUCACUUUUGUUUUCCGUACAGGGACUGAAAAAAAUGCAUGGGAAAACUUUUAUGUUGUCAUUUGGUUUAUUUUAUCCUCCGUACACUCCUUACCUCCAAGUCUCUCUCUCUCUUCUUCUUCCCCCCUUUUAUACUCUUUUCUUCCUCUUUUUUGGCUCCAUUUCUCUCUUUUCUAUGAAUUAUCACCUCUUCCUCUUAUAUCUUCUCACUUUUUUUGCUCGACUCCUCCCCCUUUUUCCUUGCUUCUCCUAUACCUCCUUUAUUUCCUGUUUCUUUCUCUCUCUCUCUCUCUCUCUCUCUCUCUUUCUCUCUGUAAGGAGGCAUUACUCUGAAAAUGUUGGAUGCAGCUUUUCAAUGUAUGAAGUAUUUUCUAUCACCCUUAACCUGUGAAAUCAGUUUCUCAAAUGAUGCAAAAGUUAAAAAAAAAAAAACAACAAAACCCUUUUUUUAUUACAAUGGAGUGAUUUUUAGACACGAUAUUAUAUCCUAAAAAAAAAAAAAAAAAAAAGGUACGUUAAAUUCUCUUCCUCAUCUUUGGACCUUUUUGACCUUUUGACCCUUGUUUCCCCCGUGACCAGAAAGUAGUAGUCAAGUUUCAGGUGUGUGUCAAAUUUUAAAGAGGAGGAGCGCUUGAUUUGUCUGUUUUUAAACACAAUAACUUACUUAAAUUCAUUUUUUUUUUUUUUUUUUUAUAUUUUGGUUGGAUUUGAAAACUUAUUCCAGAUUAUCUGCCUUGAAGUGACAAACAGGUACUUCAGGCGUGUAAAUCAAGCGCUCCUCAGCUACAUCAAACACAAGAAACUUUUUAUUCCCCUGAUUUUCUGACCUAUAAAGAGUGCAGACUGUUGUGUUGCAGUUUUGUUUAUUCCA
Messenger RNA from Dicentrarchus labrax (European seabass), 3985 nucleotides. It is a transcript of the gene dachb, whose product is annotated as dachshund b. Lineage: Eukaryota; Metazoa; Chordata; Actinopteri; Moronidae. The coding region runs from base 317 to 2257 and encodes 646 amino acids. The record is from RefSeq and is a predicted model, not a curated record. The transcript is spliced from 12 exons.